Hevea brasiliensis (rubber tree) is the source of this 5527-nucleotide messenger RNA. Its product is annotated as xanthine dehydrogenase 1. The transcript is spliced from 12 exons. The record is from RefSeq and is a predicted model, not a curated record. NCBI's taxonomy places the organism in Eukaryota, Viridiplantae, Streptophyta, Magnoliopsida, Malpighiales, Euphorbiaceae. Gene Ontology annotation, molecular function: 2 iron, 2 sulfur cluster binding; FAD binding; iron ion binding. Bases 245 to 3724 code for a protein of 1159 amino acids.
GUUGGAUAAGAGAUUUGUCACUUUCUGCGCUUCAACUAUAGGCAGGGGCGUUCGCGUUGAAUGCUCAAGAGGUAUAUAAAUUUGUAGAAUAAACAAAAAAUAACUUAUCAGACGCAACAGAAUCCUCAGGAUCAAGAUAUGAGAUUUUUACCGUCCUAGGAUUCUAGCGUCUUUGCUGAUUUAUUGGUAAACAGUGCGAUAUUAUUUGCCGGUGGAGUUGGUGGCGUCAGAAAGGAAACUUUUAAUGGGGUCCUUGAAGAACGAAGGACUAGCAGUGGAACAGAUUGAAGAGGAGGCAGCGAAGGAGGCAAUCUUGUACGUUAAUGGAGUUCGAAGAGUGUUGCCUGAUGGGUUGGCUCACUUGACUCUUCUCGAGUAUCUUAGAGAUAUUGGUUUGGUGGGGACAAAACUAGGCUGUGGCGAAGGUGGUUGUGGUGCUUGCACUGUUAUGGUUUCUCAUUAUGACAAAAGCUUGAAGAAAUGUGUGCAUUAUGCUGUCAAUGCAUGCUUGGCUCCUGUCUAUUCUGUAGAAGGGAUGCAUGUAAUUACAGUGGAGGGAGUUGGGAACCACAAAAAUGGUUUGCAUCCACUUCAAGAAUCAUUGGCACGCUCUCAUGGCUCCCAGUGUGGAUUCUGUACUCCUGGGUUUAUCAUGUCAAUGUAUGCACUAUUAAGGUCAAGCCAAACACCGCCCACAGAAGAGCAAAUUGAAGAAUGCCUUGCUGGAAAUUUGUGCCGUUGCACUGGUUACAGGCCAAUUGUUGAUGCAUUUCGGGUUUUCGCAAAAAGUAAUGAUGCGUUAUACACUGGUAAUUCUACAUUAAACAAUCAAGGAGGUGAAUUUGUGUGCCUCUCAACCGGUAAACCAUGUUCAUGUAAAUCUCAAACUGUAAUUGGUCCCGGCAACCACAAACAAAGUAUAGGUUGUGGUGAUGGUUUUGAACCCAUCUCUUAUAGUGAGGUAAAUGGGAGUACAUAUACAGACAAAGAGCUUAUUUUCCCCCCUGAGUUGUUUUUGAGGAAAUUAAACCCCUUAAGGUUAAGUGGAUUUGGAGGGCUUAAGUGGUAUCGACCAUUGCACCUCCAACAUUUGCUCGAGUUAAAAGCUAAAUACCCCGAAGCAAAAUUAUUGAUAGGCAAUACUGAGGUUGGAAUAGAGAUGAGGUUGAAGAGAAUCCAGUAUCAGGUUUUGAUAUCCGUUGCACAUGUGCCUGAACUCAAUGUCUUGAAUGUCAAGGAUGACGGCUUAGAGAUUGGUGCUGCAGUAAGACUGACUGAAUUCGUGCAAAUGCUCAGAAAGGUUGUAAAUGAACGGGCUGCUCAUGAAACAUCUUCAUGUGAGGCCUUUAUUGAACAACUAAAAUGGUUUGCUGGGACACAGAUAAAAAAUGUUGCUUCUGUUGGGGGAAAUAUAUGUACAGCUAGUCCAAUAUCAGACUUAAACCCUCUCUGGAUGGCUGCAAGAGCAAAGUUUCAUAUCAUUGAUUGCAGAGGCAACGUUAGAACAACUCUGGCAGAAAAUUUCUUCCUAGGUUAUCGGAAGGUGGAUCUUGCUAGUGAUGAAGUUUUACUCUCAAUAUUCUUACCAUGGACUAGGCCUUUUGAGUAUGUGAAAGAAUUUAAGCUGGCCCAUAGGAGGGAUGAUGAUAUUGCAAUUGUGAAUGCUGGAAUGUGUGUCUUUCUUGAGGAAAAAGGUGAACAGUGGGUGGUUUCAGAUGCAUCAAUUGUUUAUGGUGGUGUAGCUCCUCUCUCAUUGUCUGCAAUAAAAUCCAAAGAAUUUCUCAUUGGGAAGAAUUGGAAUCAGGAACUUUUGAAGGGUGCUUUGAAAGUGCUAGAAACUGAUGUCUUGCUAAAGGAAGAUGCUCCUGGUGGGAUGGUUGAGUUUCGGAAAUCUUUGACUCUUAGUUUCUUCUUCAAAUUUUUCCUGUGGGUUUCAAAUCAGAUGGAUGGGAAGAAAUCUAUCGGAAGUAUACCAUUAUCCCAUUUGUCUGCUGUACGACCAUUCUGUCGGCCAUCAGUUGUGGGAAGUCAGGACUAUGAAAUUAGAAAACACGGGACAGCUGUUGGUUCUCCUGAGGUUCAUCUCUCAUCAAGACUUCAGGUUACAGGGGAGGCAGAAUAUGCUGAUGAUGCCCCAAUGACUUCUAAUGGUCUGCAUGCUGCUUUAGUAUUGAGCAAAAAACCUCAUGCUCGAAUUGUUAAGAUAGAUGAUUUGGAAGCCAAGUCUUCACCUGGAUUUGCAGGCAUAUUUUUAGCCAAAGAUGUUCCAGGCGAUAAUCACAUUGGCCCAGUGAUUGAUGAUGAGGAGCUGUUUGCUUCAGAAUUUGUCACUUGUGUAGGCCAGGUUAUAGGAGUGGUUGUUGCAGAUACACAUGAAAAUGCAAAAAUAGCAGCAAGAAAAGUUUGUGUGGAGUAUGAAGAACUUCCAGCAAUAUUAUCUAUAAAGGAAGCCAUCGAUGCUGACAGUUACCAUCCUAACUCGGAGAAGUAUUUGAAAAAGGGUGAUGUCGAACACUGUUUUCAAUCUGGUCAAUGUGACAAAAUCAUAGAGGGGGAAGUUCAAGUGGGAGGUCAGGAACACUUUUACUUGGAGCCACAGGGUAGUUUGGUUUGGACAAUGGAUAGCGGUAAUGAAGUUCAUAUGAUUUCAUCUACCCAAGCACCUCAGAAGCACCAGAAGUAUGUGGCUCAUGUUCUUGGCCUUCCAAUGUCAAAAGUUGUUUGUAAAACCAAAAGAAUUGGUGGUGGAUUUGGUGGAAAGGAGACAAGAUCAGCUUUUCUUGCUGCUGCGGCUUCUGUCCCAUCAUAUCUAUUGAAUCGGCCAGUGAAAAUCAUUUUAGACAGAGAUAUAGACAUGAUGAUUACUGGGCAGCGCCAUAGCUUUCUUGGAAAGUACAAGGUUGGAUUUACAAAUGAGGGAAAAGUCCUUGCCGUGGAUCUUAAAAUCUACAAUAAUGCUGGGAAUUCUCUGGACCUAUCUCUAGCUGUUCUUGAACGUGCCAUGUUUCAUUCUGACAAUGUCUAUGAGAUACCAAAUAUCAGAAUACUGGGAAGGGUCUGCUUUACCAAUUUUCCUAGUCACACUGCCUUCCGAGGAUUUGGGGGCCCUCAAGGGAUGCUUAUAACUGAGAAUUGGAUUCAAAGAAUUGCUGUAGAACUUAACAAAAGCCCAGAAGAGAUAAGGGAAAUCAAUUUCCAAGGUGAUGGAUCUGUAAUGCAUUAUGGACAACAACUUCAAUACUGUACACUGACCCAGCUCUGGAAUGAACUGAAGUUAUCUUGCAACCUUUUAAAGGCUCGUGAAGACACUAACCAAUUUAAUCUUCAUAAUCGCUGGAAGAAGCGUGGUGUUGCUAUGGUUCCAACGAAAUUUGGCAUAUCAUUUACAACAAAGCUGAUGAACCAGGCAGGUGCUCUGGUUCAUGUUUAUACAGAUGGAACUGUUUUAGUUACACAUGGAGGAGUUGAGAUGGGGCAAGGUUUACACACAAAAGUAGCUCAAGUUGCUGCUUCUGCCUUUAAUAUCCCUCUCAGUUCUGUGUUCAUAUCAGAGACAAGCACUGACAAGGACCGUUGUACGGGGAAGAUGAUUGGAGUAGGAUGUACAACACUUGCUCCUCACCUAUUCCGGUCUCGCCUUCAACAGACGAUGCUACUCCUCCCAUUGCCAUCCGAAAGGGUAUUCGUUCGUCUCGAAAUCCUCAUCCUAUUUAUAAUUUUGUGAGUUAUCAUCGUUUGUCUUCUUCCUGCUAUGCUUUUGUCACCACUUUGUCUAAUGUAUCUGUACCUAAGACUGUUAAAGAAGCUUUGAAACAUCGAGGAUGGUGUAAUGCAAUGGUUGAAGAGAUGACUGCUCUCUAUAACUAUGGCACUUGGGAUUUGGUGCCACUACCGAAGGGCAAAUCUACUGUUGGUUGUCGAUGGGUUUAUAGAGUCAAGGUGAGGCCUGAUGGCCAGAUUGAUAGACUUAAAGCUCGCCUUGUUGCAAAGGGCUAUACUCAGAUCUUUUGCCUCGAUUACAGUGAUAUCUUCUCUCCUGUGAUUAAGAUUGUCUCGGUUCGCCUUCUUAUUUCCUUAGCUGCCAUCCAUCACUGGCCACUUCAUCAACUGGAUAUCAAAAAUGCCUUUUUAUAUGGCAAGCUAGCUGAGGAAGUUUAUAUGGAGCAAUCACCAGGAUUUGUUGCUCAGGGGGGGUCUGGUUUGGUAUGUCGCCUACGGCGUUCUUUAUAUGGCUUGAAACAAUCUCCAAGAACAUGAUUUGGACGGUUCAAUACUGUAGUCCAACAAUUUGGAAUGUCUCAGAGUGAAGUUGACCAUUCAGUAUUUUUCCACCAUAAUGGCCAUGAUAAGUGCAUUUAUCUCGUUUUUUUAUGUUGAUGACAUUGUUAUUACAGGAAAUGAUCAUGUUGGGAUCUCAAAACUCAAACAACACUUGUCCAGUCAUUUUCAGACUAAGAAUCUUGGGAAGCUAAAGUAUUUCUUGGGGAUUGAAGUGGCACAAUCCAAGACAGGUAUCGCCAUUUCUCAAAGGAAAUAUGCUUUGGAUAUACUGACAGAGACGGGCAUGUUAGACUGUAGACACGCAGAUACUCCUAUGGAUCCAAAUGUCAAACUUGUUCCUAGACAGGGGGAGCCAUUGGAGGAUCCUGUUAGAUACCGAAGAUUGGUUGGAAAACUCAAUUAUCUUACAAUCACACGCCCAAACAUCUCAUUUGCUGUAAGUGUAGUCAGUCAGUUCCUUCAAGCAUCAUGUAAUAGUCAUUGGGAUGCAGUUAUUCGGAUACUUAGAUAUAUUAAAAGAGCUCCAGGACAAGUCCUAUUAUAUGAAGACAGGGGUCAUUCACAGAUUAUUGGUUACUCAGAUGCAGAUUGGGCAGGUUCUCCUUCAGACAGAUGGUCUACUUCAGGAUAUUGCAUUAUGAUUGGAGGUAAUUUGAUUUCUUGGAAAAGUAAGAAGCAAGAUGUGGUUGCUAGGUCAAGUGCAGAAGCAGAAUAUUGAGCUAUGGCUUUGGCAACUUGUGAACUUAUAUGGCUGAAAUAACUUCUUCAAGAGUUGAAGUAUGGGGAACUUGAACAAAUGCAGCUAAUCUGUGACAAUCAAGCUGCACUUCACAUUGUCUCUAAUCCAGUGUUUUACGAGAGAACGAAACAUAUAGAGCUAGAUUGUCAUUUCAUCAGACAAAAGAUUGAAUUUGGGUGUAUUGCCAUUAACUUUGUUAGCUCAAAUGACCAAUUAGCAGACAUCCUGACAAAAUCUCUCAGAGGCUCUCGGAUUGAAUAUAUUUGUAACAAGCUUAGAGCAUAUGAUUUGUACGCUCCAGCUUGAGGGGAAGUGUUAAGAUAUGUACCAUAAAUAGCUAGGACAUGUGUAUCUGUAGUGAUUGUGUGAAUAUAUUUAGGUGCUAGAAUCAUGACUAUAAUUACGUAUUUAAUUAGGAUUGUAUUUCCUAUUUAGUUGUCCUGUACAUAUUAUAAAUUGACACCAUUGACUUGAAGGAAUAAUCAAGCUUUUCAAUUAUUCUCAAUA